This is a messenger RNA of Ananas comosus (pineapple), 1162 nucleotides long. RefSeq lists its product as uncharacterized. The record is from RefSeq and is a predicted model, not a curated record. Lineage: Eukaryota; Viridiplantae; Streptophyta; Magnoliopsida; Poales; Bromeliaceae. The coding region runs from base 335 to 1042 and encodes 235 amino acids. The transcript has 4 exons.
UACAUCAUCAGUGCCAUUAGAUGGACCGCCGAGAUCGCGGGGCUCGACUAAUCUAACGGAUACCUUUAAAUUAAAUCGACCGUUGGAGGAAGAGUCGGUUACAUAAAUUGAUUCCCUUUCCCCCUCUCCAAAACCCUUUUAUACGACUCCGAAGAGAAACAACGCUAGAUUUUCAAAGAAAAAAGAAAACCAAAACGAUUGCAAAGCGAAAACUCUAAUCCUUUUUUUUUUUUUUUUUAUCUAAUCAGAUUUAUUCUCAUCUCUAUUGCAAAAGUCUCCGUUGGGGAGCAUCUCCACAUGAAUUUUUGGCUACAUAAUAACGGAAAUCGAUUCUAUGGGAAGCAUUGUUGGUUCGUUAAUCGCGGGCUUCACAAAAGUCAUCGGCGACUUAUUUGGAGCGCCAUUGGACUUUCUUUCUGGCAAGUCUUGCAGCUCAGUUUGCGCUGCGACAUGGGAUCUGAUAUGUUACAUAGAGAACUUCUGCGUCGCAAAUCUUGUGAAGAUGGUCGCUGUAUUGGUUCUUCUUUACAUCGUGCUGUUAUUCAUCUACCUCUUAUAUAAAAUUGGAAUCUGCGGCUGCAUCAGCAAGGGAAUGUGCAAAAUGCUAUGGUCAUGCAUUGUCUCAUGCUUCUCAUCCUGCGAAUAUGUGUCCAUGUUAGCUUGGUUUAAGCUCAAGAACUUGAAGCAAUCGCGGGAGGAACGUAAAAGAUAUCUCGAAGACUACUAUGAUACUUCGAGCGACGACGACUUGGAAGAGAGAAUAUCGUAUUCGCGCGUGCCGAGAUCAACAGAAUUGAGAAGAACUCUCUCUAAGAGGUCGAGAGACAGAAGAAGGAUCUACUUGGACAGAUCUUUAAGGCCGCGAAGCCAUCGGAUUAGGGUCGGGAUUAGUCGGCGUUCGAUUUAUAUGAAUGAGAAUGAUCAAGGAUUAAAGCAUCAUCAUGGGCAUGUGAGUAGUGCACUUCAUAACAUUAAGGUAACUCACACUUCCAGGUUUGUGCAAAAGGCUAAUGUGAAGAGGAUCCACCAUAGAAGAUAUUGAGCAUGGUAAGGAGCAAAAUUUAUGGCUUAGUUCCUGAGCUUUUAAUAAAUUGUAAUUUCUUGCAAUAUGAAUGCUAAUUUUUCGAAAAUCUAAUUGAUUUUUACACAUGUUUUAAUCUUA